UGUUUUUUUACCUCGUUUUAUCCGUUGCACUCGCUCUAUUUCAUUCCGUCCACUCGUUUCCCUCUGUUAUCAGUCUCCGGUGAUAAUGAGUGUUUGGUUCUGAUGACACUGUACGUUUUCAAAUUUGAAUCGUCUCGCUGGCGUCCGCCAACCGUUUCAACUGCAAAAGCAUCAGUUCCCUCUGUCCUUUGUGACAGACGCAUGAAGGGUGACAAUUCCGUUGACAAUCCUUACUAAAGUGAAAAUUCAAUCGCGGAAAGUAAUUAAUUGGAGCAGUUUGCCUUCAUGAGGGCACGUCUCAGGAGGAUUGUGGCGAAAUGGAGUUUGAGAGGGAUCCGAGCGGAACCCCAAGGACUUCGAGGGAUGAUCAUCAUCACAGCUUGAUUAAUAUGACGAUAUUGUCAACACCCAGACCACAGGCAACAUCCACUGUUGAACGUAGAACCUUUGGCUCCUACUCUUCCGACGCAUUCCAUCGCUACCGAGAUCCCCCAGUGGACGACGCAUCCUCCACCACCCCCGACAGUUCCCUAGGUCUGGUGAACGACAUCUCCAGUCGCUCAUUAAUCGACGAGAACGUCUCCUCGAUACCCCAGGCAAACCGCUACGAGACCCAACGAAAGUUGGCGCGAGAGCUCCUGCAGAAGCUGAGUGACCAAUCCACUCCCCCCCGCCUGGACCCCAACAAAGAGAACAACGUAAACUCACCAAACUUAUGCGACAACACUCCCCCGACCCUGACCAACUCCCUGGACUACUUUUCCCCCCAGCGAACCCCCCAGAAGGACCAUACCCUGCUCUCCACGAGUCUCCCCAAGACCAGCAUCAACAGCGUGGUGUUCGAGCCCAACGAGAUCACAGGAAGAUCCUCCGAGAAGUCCAGAAGUCCCGACACCUCCCCCUCAAACUACAAAGCCGAUGGCUUCAGCUUCAACACCACAGCAGCAGAACUAAUGGCAAAAUUCUCGAAUGAAGACUUCCUCUCAGGCUCUCGCAUGAACUCCCAACUGUCAGCUGACGAGUGCUCGUGGAACCAAAACGUGAAUCCUGUCCCACCAGAGCGAGAACGCCUGGACUUCUCCUGUUUCUCCGGAAUAAUCGGUGAGAUGGACCUGUCCCUGGAGUCGUGCGCAGGUCGAAAAGUGUCAGUGGGUGAAUUUUUCGGACGCAAGUGCGAGCCAAUAGGUCAACUCUCCCCCUCAGAAGGCUUUGAACGCCCAGCGUUUGGUUUCGAAAUCCAAAGCCCCAAGAGAAUAUCGAGACCUGGGGCAUUGGUCAACCUGACGACGAUGACAGACGCCUCAAAAUCCUCAGAACCCCACCCCCCGACGCAGGAGAGCCCAGUUGAGAAAUUUUACACCACCUGCACGACCUCCUGCAUAGACGACACUCGAGACGAGGACGACGAGGAGCCCCUGAUCAGCCUCAGUGGAAUAGCAAAGGCCCUGGACUCGAACGACGAGACCCCUCGUCGUCUAGUGGACCAGCUACUGAUGGUGAAGAAGAAGGAGAAGGAGCAGAAGGAGAGAAAGCCCAUCGAGAAUGGCAACUGCACUGGAGGGACCUACACACUGCAGUCAACAAGGUCCUCCCUCCCUGUCUUCGCCCUGGAGACCCCCCAGUCCUCAGGGAAAUUAUCACUGGACAGCAAGACUUUGAAUGGCAACUGUUCAACGAUGAACCCAAGUGCCUCUGCCUGGAGCCUGCCAGCAUCAGUCUCCUUCGACAAGGACCCCAAAUCCCCUGAUAAAUACAAUCCUGAGAUGCAGUCUCCAACAAUCCCAGGUGUCGACAUCACCCCAACAGCUGGAAUUCUGACCCCACCGUCUCCAUUUUACAACAAAGAAUCCCUAAAACAAUUGAUUUCUCAACAAUUUCCCCAGGAGUAUCCAGCAAAUCAAGUGCCCCAGGCCAUGAAGAGCUCGUCGAAACCCCCUCUGCAGUCAGAUCAUUCGAUCAAAAGAGAAAUCAACACGUCAGAACGAAUUUCCUCACCAAAACUCAACAGCCUAGCCCUGAAGAACCAAUCAGAGAUACUUAAAGUUGGAAAAAACGAGUCGCCAGAGGGAAUUUCCCCAGGAAAACUCAGCAACACAACUCUGAAGAAUCCAGCAGAGAGACUGACCAUUGGGAGGAACACAGAGGGGCUCUACAAGUGUAUCCUUGGAGUUGCCAGAGAGGCUGACAUCGAGAUGACGAACGAGAGUGAUCGUUGGCUGGUGUGCUCCCUCCACCUGCUCCAGAUACAGGGAGACAAGGAGAACAUUCAGCUGGAGAUUCCAGACUACACAGUUCUGAUAAAACCAGGUCAGAGUAAAGUCUUCAAGAUCGUGGUGAAGCUCCUGAAGAUGUCUGGUCCAAUCCUGGCAGCCUUGAGCAUCAACUGCAGUGACAUGACGACCAGGGAGUCCUCUACGAAGCACCACCUGAUGUGUUUCGUACCCUCCGAUGCUCAGGUUGAUGUCAUCUACCCUGAGGGACACCAGAACACCCUGAAUUUCGGUGGGAAUAAGGAAGUAACUGAAUUACCAGUGGCAUUGGAGAAUAAAUACGACACUGACGUUCCCCUGGAGCUCUUCAUAUCAAACAACAACUCUGAAGUGUUUAAUCUGAAGACUCCAACGAAUUCUGAUGCUGUCUCCGACGAUAACAAACCAGUCACUUAUCUAAUACUCAAGGCUAACGAUAAAUUCAUGAUUACUGUUGAGUAUAAGCCAGGAAAUGUGAAGAAGAACCUGAAGAACACGAACAACGAAGGACAAUCCAAACUAGUCGUUCGUGUGCACAACGAGACGAAGACAGGCUCGAUAAUCGCUGAGAUCCCUCUGAUUGUCGAAGAGAUCAACGACACAGAGGAUUCACCAGGGGAAUUUCCCAGGGUUUAUUCUCGUUGUGAAACCCCCCAGCAGCACCUGAUGACGAGCCUUCCAUCGUCCCCCCACAGUGUGAGUUCAACUACCAGUGCAGGUACCUCUGCCUGCAACAAGUCAGGAAGAGCAUCCCCUCGAAGUUUAUCAUCAGGAGGAACAGUCGCAGGGGAUACGAUUCCUGUUCAGUCCACCCACUCCUCGUUAUCCUGGACGACAGUGCGAGUUGGAAAAUACGAGGUGAAGGAAUUCACGAUAAGAAACACCAGUAGCAACAAGAUAAAGCUCCAGGCGUUGAUCACAGACAACGACAAGAGUUUCAAAUUCCUGAAGGACAGGGAAUCCAGUACCAGCAUUUUGCUGGGCCUCCAGAGGAUGGAGAGCAGAACCCUGACGAUUGUCUACUCGCCGAACAGAACUGGAGCUUCAGCGGGGAAAAUAACAUUCGUUCAUUACGAGAAUAAGAUCAAGAGGAGUUCAGGAAAUGUCAGUGAUAUUAGGGAACGAGAGUCAAGACCUUCCAGAGUCAUCAUGCUGUAUGGAUGUGGGGGGUAUGCUAAGGUGAAUAUCAAUCAGGCGAUGAAGAUCAUGGGGGCGCAGAUGUGGCUGUCCCUGGGGCAACUGAACUCAGCUGGGAACCUGACGACAACAGUGCAGCUGGAGAACUCGGGGGAUUUGCCAGCUUAUGCCAAGAUUAAACUGUCUCCAAAGGCGGUUUAUCCGACUGUUGCCACCAGCUGGCAUGUCGAGCCCACUGAGGUGAUCCUGGGGCCGAGGCAGUCCCAGUGGAUCACAAUUGACUUUAAACCGAGAAAGGAGGACAUUGCUCUAUUGAGAGGGGAUGUUGCAGAGAUGGGGACCCUGACGAUUACCCAUGGGGAUGAGCCAACUCGUUGGAGGAUCAGAAGACUCUACAAGAAGCUGAUUGAGACUGGACAGGUCAACGACAAGCAGAACGAUGUCUUCAGGAAUGUGGUGGAUCCAAUCUGCAGGAUAUUUCCUGGCGAGGGGCAGAUCCCCCAAUUGUCGAUCAUCAGGGAUGCUGUGCAGGAUCUGGGGAUCCUCUGUCGUAAUGUCCAUCGUCAGGUGGUGACGUUGAUGAUGGAUUUGAACUCUGACGAGACCAUUUCGAUAUUCACUGAUGAUGGGGAUGAGUCUCAGAUGUUUCAGUCACUCUGCAGUGACACCAGUGUUGUCUCUGUGCACGAUGAGGACAGCUAUAUGCCCUCGGAGAGCCUUUUGGAGAGGACGCUGGUGGGGAGACGACAGGGGAUGGAUGGCGAGUUUUGUGUUAGUCCAGCUACGGUGACACUCCAUCCUCCUGGCUCCAAGGAUGCCACUGUCAUGAUCACCAGCACAUCCAGCACUGCCCAGCCUUUUGAAGCGAAAGUUACGAAUAGUGAGUUCUUGAGUGUCUUACCUGCUGGGGGGAUGAUACCAGCUAAGAGGGGGGUCUUGAUUAAAAUUCAGUGUAAGAAGAAUGUUGAUAAGGGGUUUCAAGCGGUUUUGCAGAUUUUUACGAGUAAUGAGAGAAAGGAUGUGAGAAUCCAAGUUAUGCCUAAACGAUAUUGAUGAGAUGUUUUGUAGUGAGAGGAUUUUUAAGAAAUUUUUUCGGAUUUUGACAUUUGUGCUUAAGUGUAGGUAAUAUGUGCAGUUGUACGUCUGAAAGACCAUCUUUUUAUAUGAGAAUUUUGAUUAAGUUGGAAAGUAUUGUAAAUGUAUCAAUGUCAGUUCUAGUAAAAAGUUCGUGAUUUUUAUUAAAUUGAUUAUAAUUUUUUAUUAAUUGAA
Messenger RNA from Diachasma alloeum, 4655 nucleotides. RefSeq lists its product as uncharacterized. Gene Ontology annotation, molecular function: protein kinase binding. Bases 318 to 4439 code for a protein of 1373 amino acids. Gene Ontology annotation, cellular component: pericentriolar material; cytoplasm; centriole. Gene Ontology annotation, biological process: centrosome duplication; centrosome-templated microtubule nucleation; mitotic spindle assembly. The record is from RefSeq and is a predicted model, not a curated record. The transcript is spliced from 2 exons. Lineage: Eukaryota; Metazoa; Arthropoda; Insecta; Hymenoptera; Braconidae.